UGCAUUUAUAUUGCAAUGGGGGAAACUCACCUCAACCACCACCAAUGUGUAGCACAAAAGUGCAAUCACUCUGGUUGAAGCCUGCCCUCUCUGUGUUGAUGCACCUGUGAACAAAAGGCCAAGACAAAAGCCUUCAGUUUCAUAGACAUUUUUGGCAAAGAUUCUCCAAGGUACAUGCAAUAAUGCCUGUUUCCUUAUAACACUGAAUGCAAUAAAGAAAAUUACUGAAAGCCAAGUGAGAUUAAUUCCACAUGUAUUUUACCAAACAGCAACACAGCGUGAUGAACUGACAAGUUGGCUAAUAAUUUCAGUAUAAAAUAACGUUAAAUUUGUGAUAUUGGAUAUCAGCUGCUUACAAAGCUAGCUCGCAAGUAACCUUAUCUCAAAAGAAAAGGUUUAAUUAAACCCAAACCAAAAAGAUCAUUCACUCGCUCAUCCAUUCACUGAUUUUAUGAUUUUAGUUAGCUAGGCUAACGUAAAGUUAACCUUAACAGUUACCUCCAUAAUCUGACACAACAAACUCCAGCUACAAAGCAUAAAGUAUGACUCAAGUGUUGAAGUAAGUCCUGUAAUCGGUUAUAUUUGAAUUGUAUGGAUAUAGACAUUUUAGUCUUGGAUGGCUUUGAUGCUACAGACCUUCCGGGGGAAGGAAGGGAGAAUUUUAAUGUGUCUUUGCCUCUUGAGUUAAACCACAAAUGCAUGUUUUGUUUCUUGCUACAGAAUGAGGGCCAUCUGGUGGAGUUCUAACAGAAGCAGAACAGUUCCAUGUAUUAAAUCUGGGCUUGCAUCCAGUUGCAGUUCAAAGGUAACAUGUUCACAUCCAGAUUUGCCAGCGCAAAAACCAUCUGCACAAUUAUGGUGGCUGAGGACACUACAGUGAGUGCUUUCAUUAAGUCACCGUGUGCGUGUGCAGAAUUAAUGGCGGACUCACAGUGUGGGUUUAUCAUUACCCACAUGCCUGAAAACUCGGAUGGAAGAGAAAAGAGCCAUACAGAUACAUUAGCCAGCAGUGGAUGUACAACUAAUCAUGGACCAAUAAGUAACCAAGCAGAGCCUGGUUGCAGUUCUCUGUCUGCUCUGUGCUGCUCUGUGGACUCUGCACAGUGUGCGGCUGCAGUUGUGGUUCAGUGCUACAGUGUGUAUGCGUGUAGCAGCGUUUGUCUUGGGUGUGUGUGAGCAUGCUGUGGUUCAGGGGGCUCCUCCUGCUGUCGCUGCUGGCUGUGGGGGACACAGCGCAGGAGGGUCCACAGCGGGACACCUGUAUGUGUGGACACCCUGGAAUCCCAGGUGACCCCGGCCACAACGGGGCGCCGGGCCGCGACGGGCGAGACGGAGCCAAGGGGGACAGGGGAGACCAAGGACCUGUCGGUACAUGUGGUACAGCAGGGCAGGAUGGUGCCAAGGGAGACAAAGGAGAGCCAGGUGCUGCAGGCAUGGCAGGCAUGAAGGGGAGACGGGGAGAUAAUGGGGAUCGGGGGUUUCCUGGGAAGAUGGGUCCACAGGGUGUUCCAGGGGUCUUGGGCCCUAAAGGACAAAAAGGAGAGCUGGGUCUGCCUGGCCCUCAGGGGAUAAAGGGUGACGUUGGUCCUCAGGGCCCCAUGGGCCAGCAAGGCGACAUUGGCCUUCAGGGAGAGAAGGGCUUUCCAGGGCCCAUGGGCCCCACGGGACGGCAGGGCCCUAAGGGAGAGAUAGGGCUUCAGGGUCAGAAGGGCAGCAUCGGGUACAGAGGGGAAAAAGGGACGAAAGGAGAGCUGGGAGAGAAGGGGGUCCCCGGCGACAUGCCCAACAUAGGGAAGAGCGCCUUCUCUGUGGGCCUGACCGAAAACAGCAAACUCCCUCCCGUGAACACGCCCAUUCGCUUCGAUAAAAUCAUCUACAACAAGCAGCAGCACUACGACCCCCGCACCGGCCGCUUCACGUGCGCCUUGCCUGGGGCGUACUACUUCAGCUACCACAUCACCGUGUACUCCCGCAACGUGAAGGUGGCCCUGAUCAGGAACGGGGAGCGCAUCGUCCACACCACGGACAACUACCAGAGCAGCGAGGACCAGGCGGCCGGAGGCGCCGUGCUGCACCUGCAGGCGGGAGACAAGGUGUGGCUGCAGGUGACAGGGGGAGAGCUCUUCAAUGGCCUUUUCGCUGACGAGGACGAUGACACCAUCUUUUCUGGCUUCCUCCUGUUCUUAGAUUGAAAGUGAAGAGUAUGCAGAUAUGCACACACACGCACACACACACACACACACACACAUAAACCCUAAUGCUAACAGUGAGGAUGGACACUGAGGAGUGUUUGGACAGUAUUGGCCUCCAGCAGGAAGAUUAAACAUACAACUAGACUGCGCAUGGCUAUAGAUAAAAAUUAUGAUUCUCAAGAAUAUUUUAAGCAGAUAUGUAAAAUAUAGUAAUUCUUAAAACCAGUGGAUUUAAUACAUUUAUUUUAUACUGGUUAAAUGCCUGUCUUUAUUCUGAUUAAUUAUUAUUUGAUGAAUACAUUAUUUGUCUUCAAGGAAUGGAAUAACAUGGCUUUUUUGCUGAAAUAAAUUUUUAUGCAACGUAGAGGACAAAAAGUUAAUUCAUCCCACUUGAAUGUAUUUAAAAUGUUUAAUCAGCAAAGAACAAUGAUAAACAUGAUUGAAUAAAGUGUGAUCAAAAUUCACUAAUCUCUGUAAGAUGAACAUUAAAAGCACAGACUGCUGGUCUGAAUAAUGUCUUUCUUCACAUGUUGUUAUGAGAAGCCAGAUCAAUUCCACAGCUUUGUGGUGUUUCAUGUCUGCACUGUACAGAGUAUAUAUCAAAUGAAUUAGAUCCUAAAUUUGUCAUUCUAACACAAUAAAUCCGUGCAAUUCAUUUCCAUGAUGUGCAAACAAAAUAAAAAGUCACACACA
Molecule: messenger RNA, 2885 nt
Organism: Anguilla anguilla (European eel)
Lineage: Eukaryota; Metazoa; Chordata; Actinopteri; Anguilliformes; Anguillidae
Gene: c1qtnf9
Product: C1q and TNF related 9
Exons: 3
Coding region: 1179-2192 (337 amino acids)
Molecular function (GO): protein binding
Source: RefSeq, a predicted model, not a curated record